This is a messenger RNA of Numida meleagris (helmeted guineafowl), 738 nucleotides long. Its product is annotated as cytosolic beta-glucosidase-like. Gene Ontology annotation, molecular function: hydrolase activity, hydrolyzing O-glycosyl compounds. NCBI's taxonomy places the organism in Eukaryota, Metazoa, Chordata, Aves, Galliformes, Numididae. Gene Ontology annotation, biological process: carbohydrate metabolic process. The record is from RefSeq and is a predicted model, not a curated record.
AUGGUCAAACUGCUGCCAGAGGAUAUUGCUUUUCCAGAUGGAUUUGCUUGGGGUACAGCUACAGCAGCAUAUCAAAUUGAAGAAGGCUGGAAUACAGAUGGAAGGGGCCUUAAUGUCUGGGACACAUUCACCCAUCAGGGAGGAGAUCGAGUUUUCAAGAACCAGACUGGUGAUGUAGCUUGUGGCAGCUACACUCUGUGGGAGGAAGAUUUGAAAUGUAUCAAACAGCUUGGAUUGACUCAUUAUCGCUUUUCUCUUUCCUGGUCACGUCUGUUACCUGAUGGGACGACAGGUUUCAUCAACCAGAAAGGAGUGAAUUAUUACAGCAAAAUAAUUAGUAACCUGGCAAAUGACAUCCUUUCACUGUAUUGCUUUGACUUACUUCAGUUUUUAGAAGAUGAAGGUGGAUGGAGAUCUGAAAAGAUCAUUGAGACCUUUGAUAAUUAUGCAAAAUAUUGCUGCAAAGCAUUUGAAGACUGAGUGAAGCUGUGGAUCAUUAAUGAGCCUUAUGUUGUUGCUAUACAUGGUUGUGGAAAAGCAAAUAAUGCUGCAACUGGGAGUUUGUGGCUGGCUGAAGUACCAUGGGGUUUACACUGACUUCUGUGUUAUAUCAAGGAUAUAUAUAAUAACCCUCUAAUUUACAUCACUGAGAAUGGGUUUUCCCAAAGUGACCCUGCUCCACUUGAUGACAGUCAACAAUGGGAGUAUUUCAUGCAGAAUUUACAGGAAAUUUUAUAA